CUGCUCAAAAUUUGACCUGAAGUGAACUUCAAAAUUUGAAUUCAAAAUUAGUAAUUUACGUUUUACUUUACGAUAAAUAUUCAGAAAUGUCCUUUCAACUCCCUGAGCUAUUGUAUAUGUUUGAGUUUGUGAUUGAUGAUCUGAUAAUCAUACGCAAAAACCUUUGUGCUCCCGACGAGUACCCCACCUGUGUGGAAUUUACCUUUCGAUCAAACGUCUAUGUGACGCUCUGCGAUCGAGAGUAUGGAGCAUGUGUAGACGAAUCAGAGCCGAGGACCGGAAAGUGCUGCAUCUUUCCGCUGAAAGGGGAAGUGAAAGACAAUGAACGUCUUUACGUAAAUAUUUAUAAGAAGCGCACAGAUUGCUGUAAGUUUCUGAUUGGAAUGGCCGAGAUGGAAGUGAAACCGCUCUUUGACUACCUCAAUGAUAUUGAUCAAACCGACACGAAUUGGUUGAAUCCACAGUAUACUGUGGAUCUGCCCAAGUUUGGGGACACCAGAAGAAAAUCGUUGAACACAGUCGCAUGCUUUGAUCCCGGACUCCAGCGCAUGGAGCAGCUCUGUCCCAGCUUCAUUAAUGUGAAGAAUAUGCUGCCAAUUUUCAAUCUAUACAACCAGCAAAUCGGCAACAUUGUGCUCAAGCUGCGACUACUCUGUCACGGACCCACUAUCGUGGCGGAAGUGUUUAAGAAGGGCAACAAGAUGGUCGCCGCGCCACGCCGUCCAGAUCAAGAUAUCUGUUACGUAGUGCCCGAGGAGCGCGGCGUGGUUCUGCCCCCAAAGGGCCAUCGUUAUUUCGCCCGAAAUGCCAAUAAGCUGUGUCCCUGUGACACCUGUGAGGAUGAGUUCGAUCGCCCAUGUCCUACUGUGCCAGCCAAAAUUCAUCCAAAGAGGAUCGUCAAGUACAAGAAAGUUUGUAAGGAAUGUGCGGGCGUUGCAAUGUUCCCAGAAUUUAUUUCCUAUGAAAAUAUACAUGCAAAUCACAAAGUCAAGAAGAAUAGGGCAAAAAUGUCCGGUAAGAAAUCAAAUGAUUGUGUUUCCUCUGUGGAUUCCUGAGAAGUGUAUUGCAAUUUAAAUCAGAUUGAUUGUAUUCAAAUUAUGUUUUUACACUCCACACAUUGUAAACAGGGACUAUGAAAUGUUUCUAGUUUGAUUA
Drosophila arizonae is the source of this 1155-nucleotide messenger RNA. Its product is annotated as transcriptional cofactor Bfc-like. The record is from RefSeq and is a predicted model, not a curated record. NCBI's taxonomy places the organism in Eukaryota, Metazoa, Arthropoda, Insecta, Diptera, Drosophilidae.